Molecule: messenger RNA, 676 nt
Organism: Puccinia graminis f. sp. tritici CRL 75-36-700-3
Lineage: Eukaryota; Fungi; Basidiomycota; Pucciniomycetes; Pucciniales; Pucciniaceae
Exons: 3
Coding region: 89-475 (128 amino acids)
Source: RefSeq, a predicted model, not a curated record
UCUCCGCCCGCCAGAAUCGCUCAAACUCAGCUCGCCUCAAUCCUCAGUCUCCGCCCGCUCCUCUUCAGAGCGCGAUCUGUACCGUCGGAUGCGCAGAAGACACCAGGAAGACCUCGCCCUCCUCUACAGCCAUUCCUCCUCCAAACCGCUCGCCGGGCCCGACCUCCUGCUCCCUAAACCGUCGCCCAUCGAUGCCGCCCUCUUCGGGAUGCUUAAUGACGCCCAACGUAGGGCGCUGCGGAUCCGCUCCGAUAUCCUCGCUCAGAAUUUGAAAACUCAUCUCGAAUCUUUCGCCUAUGAGAUGAUCCAAUCUAAUGUGCUUCAUCAACACCAACACCACCAUCACCAACAACCACAUCAUCAUCCACAACAACCACAUCAUCAUCAUCAUCAUCAUCAUCAACAUCAACAACAACACCAGCACCAGCAACAACACCAACAACAACUUUAUAACUUCGGCGUAGGCGCUUAUUGAAUCACUGCACUUCUCUUUCUUUCUCCAUCUCUUAAUAUCCAAAAGGACACAAAAUAACAUCCAAAAAAGGUUUAUCCUCAUUUUUACUCCACACAUACAAAAAAACAUCCUUUUUUUGACAUUUUUGUUGGACACUCAUCAUCUAUAUUGCUUAGUCUUUGUUCUCUUUUUUUUUUUUUUUUGAGCUGAUCCAUUUUUUUU